Molecule: messenger RNA, 4620 nt
Organism: Saprolegnia parasitica CBS 223.65
Lineage: Eukaryota; Oomycota; Saprolegniomycetes; Saprolegniales; Saprolegniaceae
Exons: 18
Coding region: 1-4620 (1539 amino acids)
Molecular function (GO): protein binding
Source: RefSeq, a predicted model, not a curated record
AUGGUUCGACUUCUCGACGAGGACAAUGGCCCGGAGAACGUGACCGUCCUCUCGAAAGCGUGCGAGCUCGGUCUCGUGGAUGUGGUGACGCUCCUGCUGGAAACGACACCGUACGCCACCAUCCCCAAGUACUUGAUCUGUCCGCUUCGGGAAGCCGCGAGCAACAAUCGCGUCGCCAUCCUCAAGCUACUGCUUGCGAAGCUCCCCGACAUGGACGUCACGGCCAAGCUACUCGACGAAGUGCAGGAAACGCCCGUUGAUGAGCCGGGAACGGCCUCGCAAGGCCCGAAGAAGGAGACAAAGAAGCCGAAGACACCACUCGCUGGCGGCACGGCACUGCAUUUCGCGGCGUGGGGCGGCCACAACGAAGUGCUUACGCUGCUUCUCCCGUAUUUCACCAACGUGGACGUGGAAGACAAUGUCGGUGAGACACCGUUGCACGUCGCGGCCAAGCGCGGCCAGGCCCUCGCCGUGAAGCGGCUACUCAGUAGCGGGGCGAACGUCAACGCGCGUACCAAGCAAAUGGAGUCGCCAUUGCAUUUUGCCGCCGAGUCGUCCAACACCAACGUGGUGGACCUCCUCCUCUGCGCCAAUGCGGUGGUCGAUUUGAAAAGCGCGAACGGCCAGACACCGCUUCAGGUCGCGCGUGCUGACAGUAUCCGACUGCUCUUGGACCGCGAAACGCGGCUCCGCGACACGUACCGCGGGCACUGCCUCGCCCGCGCCGGCGACCUUGCGCGCGUGGACCACUGGAUCGGCAGUCUGCUCGGCCAGCACUUUGAGCACUUCAAAUGGGUGCACAUCGAUGGCUCGUUCAUCGACCUUUCGGUCGUGCCCGACGUGUCGCUCCAGACGUAUCUGGUGGCAGGUGACGCCAGCGACGGACGACCCGUCAUUGGCACAUGGCGCCGCGCAGACAACAUGCUCGAGCUCUUUGUGCGCAACACGACGUACAACGGUGUCGUGGAUCUUGACGCGAGUACGUGGAAAGGUGUGAGCGCGACGACGCCGCCUCUGCACUACACGGUGCCGACGUGGCUCUGCGUGGUCUGCAAAGAAGCUCACGUGUCCAACCACGAAGCGCCCUGCUUGGCGUGCGUCGAGACGCAGGGUAGCAACGACAUUGUUGCAGCGUAUCGCCAGCGCAUCCAGGACGCCGCCGACCACGUUACAAAAGCGCUCAGCGAGCCUGAAUUUGACGGUCAAACAGUCGUCAUGUAUGCGGCCAAGUAUGGUCAUUUGAACCUCCUGCGCCGAUUCCUGCCGUACUGCACCGAGUCGCUGCUUCGGAUGACGGACAUUAACCAACAAACAGCCAUGGAUCUCUUGGCAAAAGGCGCGUUUACGUGUACGACCAAGGCCGCGGACGCGCACAACGAGGCGUUGGUGAGCGUCCUCGCGGAGCUCUGUCGCAUCGCCAAGACGCCGCUGGACCCGGCCCGCCUGUCGCACGUGGAUCGUCAAGGCGAUGCGCGACUGCAGUGCUGCGGUAGUCAAAUGGGUCGCGUGGACGAGUGGCUCGCGGAGCUUGCCGAAUCCAAGCAGUGGGAUGACCUCAAGGCGCACUUUCUGAGCAUCCCGCGGGGCCAGCUCUUGGUCGAUGACCAGACGCCAGCGGGCCGCAAAGUGUGGCACCACGUCUGCGUGCAAGGGCGACUAGACAUCCUCGGGCUUCUUCUCCAGCAGCCGUCGUGCAAUGUACAACUGGUCUCACCCAUCUCGAAUGAAACUAUGCUCUACCUUGCGGCCAAGCACCGUCGUGUCAAGUGCGUCGAGCGACUGCUACGCGCCGGCGCGGACCCCGAAACGUUCCACGAAUACCUGUCCGAUGCGAGCCUUGCUUGGCCAUCGUCCCACUGCAAACAACUCAUUACGGACAAACAAGCCGUCAAGAAGUUCCAUAGUGCUUUCUACACGGCCAACGUGCCCAACAUGGAGGCCGUCAACGAGCUCAAAAAGGCGAAGCGGUCGGCACUGCACGCAGCCAUCGUAUACGAGCAGCCCCCGAGCGUGAUUCUUGCGCUCUUGGCGCAGGUCUCGCCGCAGAUCAACGGAACCGAUCGCAACGGUGACACGGCGUUGAUGCUAGCCGCGCGUCUUGGACAAACGGAAGCCGUCAACUGCCUUCUGAACGUCAACGCCAAAGUCAACAUCAAAAACGAGAACCGCGAGACAGCGCUUUUCCUUGCCGCGCUCGGGGGCACGUGGAGAUUGUCAAAAAACGGCACGACGUUGACAAAGGCGCUGGCGGUGGCCGUCAUGGAUACCAAGCAGCACGAGAAGCGGAACGCCUUCCUUAUGAUCCAAUCGCUGCUUGAGAGCGCGGUGCAGCAGCGCGGGUCGCCCGAGUUUCGCAAAUACCUUCUCUCCCAACUCGUCUUGAAAGACACGGACGAGGCGUUCUCGAAGCAGGCCUUCCGCAAGGCGAUCACGUGUGCGCCCGCACUCGGCCGCAUUUUUCUCAACGACUGCGUCGAAUUGCACCGCCACGACGUGAGUUUCAGCCAGCUCGAACAUGUGUACGGUUCGACGGCCGACGGCAGUGCGCUGCAUGCGAUUCUGCACCUCCAGUCGGUCAACCCCGAGCUGCUUUUGGAGGCCAAAACCGAGUGCUUGGAACAUAUUGUCAUGGUGCGCAUGCUCCAAAUCAAGUGGGAGCUGUUUGCCGAGCGCAAGUACAUUGAGCAGUUGCUCAUGAACGUGCUUUUGCUCAUCACGAUGACGACGUCGGCGCUGCUCUUCGACGAGUCGAGUAUCGCGGCCAACACGGGCCCGAUGCUUCUCGGAACGUUCGUUUUUGUCAACACGAUCGUGGGUUACCUCGUCGUGCAAGGCCUCCGGCCGCCGUAUCUUUAUCGGCUCGCGCGCAUGUGCUACGACGGACGCUUUGCGCUGGACCUCUCGGUCUCGAUUCCGCACCUCGCCAAGUACAAGAUGAAGGCGAAGUGGCUCCUAGCAUCCGCGAGCAUUUGUCUCUCGCUUUUGAUUGUGCUGCCGGUCGUGGCCAUGCUCGUCUUCUCUGGUCUAGCGCGCUACUACCCGAUGAGCAACAAUUUCAUUUUGUGGCUCACGUCGCUCUACUUUGUCGUGACCGAGCUCGAAGAGAUGCUCUCGUCCGGUGUUGCCAACUACUGGCAGUCGCGCAUCAACCAGGCCCAGCUUCUCGCCAACGUGGUCAUUCUGAUCGUUUUCGUGCCCAUGAAACUGGGCUUCUUGCCGGCGCCGUGGGCGGUGCAGACGGGCGUCGGCGGCGCCAUCACGAUCGUGCUCUGGAUGCUCUCGCUGCAGUUCCUCGAGGUCGUGCCGGCCGCCGGGUACCUCCUCCCGAUGAUGGCCAAGUUGCUUCAAGACGUGCGGAAUUUUUUCAUUUUCUUCGGCGUCGUUCAAAUGGGCCUCACGAUCACGUACUAUCAACUCUUUCGCAACCAAGACGCCGAGGCGUUCAACACGAUUGGCGAGUCGUUUGUGACGACGUACUUUGUCGCGUUUGGCCAACUGCCGCUCGACUCGCUGAGUGCGUUUGACGCGACGGACCCGUACGACGUCUUUCUCUCGCAGUGCACGCUCGUGCUCAUGAUGUUUCACUCGGCUGUCGUGGUCAUUCUGCUCCUCAACGUCCUUCUCGCGAUGAUGAACCAAACGGUGGACGGCGGCCUCGAAAAGGCCAAGACGGAGGCGCUUGCGAGCUACGCGCAGUGCAUCCUCCGCCUCGAGCAAGCCAUGCGUCUCACGCCCAACGAGACGAGCGACCUCAUCCAUCUCGUCGACGCGGCAUCCAAGAAGCGCGUGCUCAAUCCGAUCUUCUUGGAAGUCGUCUCGCACGCGCACGUCGCGCUGCGACCGGACCACGAAGAGUCGAUUCGCGCCGACAAUAUGCGCAAGGCCGUGUGGAAGCGCGUGGUCGCGCCGUUGGAAGCGGCGAUUCCCACAUACGUCGAGACCUUGGAGAGCCUCUUGCGCCGCGUGCAUCAUUUCAGCACCGAUGGCAGCGUGCUUACGGGUUUCACCCCCGAGCUCCGCGCGAUCGACGACGCCAAAGAGAAGCUGCGUGACCUAUUUGCCAAGGCCAAGAAACACCGCGGCGACGACAUGCCCACGCAGCUUAAAGCGCUCAAGAAGAGCAUCAAGUCGACGAUCCGAACGCUGCGGGUCGCGGUACAGAGUCGGUGGCGGCCGGACGAGCAGAUCGAGCCGCUCGACGCCCACAGUCGCGCAGUCUAUUUCUUCCAGCUCGUGCACGCCAGCAACAUUGAUGUACCGUUGAAAGCCAUGGCCGACAGUGUCGCGGUGGCGCUUGAAGCGGCCGAGGUCCCGGCGCCUCAAAAUGCAGAUGUGACGGAGAAGGAAGACGCGUUGAUGUCGACGCUUCGGUCGUGGAUGCUGGAGGUCCGGCGCGACACCAAGGCCAUGCGAAACGCACUUACCAUGGCGAGCGCGGGCGAGGUUCGGGUCUCCGAGUCGUCGCUGCAGCAGCAAGAACUGAUGGAAAGGCUCUCGGAUGCGCUGGACCAACUCCGCCGCGGCAAAGACGCAAGUAGCCAACGCACCGACUCGUUCCCGGUCGUCGACCCGCGGCACCGCGAGCCAAGCGAGAGCGGCCCGUUCCACGAUCCUCUUUGA